This is a messenger RNA of Oncorhynchus kisutch (coho salmon), 4508 nucleotides long. Its product is annotated as GTPase IMAP family member 8. The record is from RefSeq and is a predicted model, not a curated record. Gene Ontology annotation, biological process: regulation of apoptotic process. Gene Ontology annotation, molecular function: GTP binding. Lineage: Eukaryota; Metazoa; Chordata; Actinopteri; Salmoniformes; Salmonidae. Bases 232 to 3822 code for a protein of 1196 amino acids. The transcript is spliced from 14 exons.
AUGUAUAGUAUUUCCUGAGUUUAAAAAAAUGAAUGGAAGUAUGGAGCCAGUUUUGCGCCUACCUAAAAUAAUUUCUACAACAACAACACUGAUUGUAAUGAAAGCAGUCUGAAGUCCGGUCUUCCUGUAGGGGAUUGUGUCAUAGAGUUGGAUGGGAGGGGCCACAGAGCUGCAGGAGUAAAUGACAGUUCCAGGCUGGAGGGAGGCAGAAGGAGAGAAAGAGAUGCAAAAAUGGCUGCCAGUGGAUCACACACACCGUCAGGUGACUACCUCCAUCUCUCAGAGCUGAGGAUUGUGCUGCUGGGAUACAGAGUAGCUGGGAAGACUUCAUCAGGAAACACCAUCCUGGGCAGAGAGGAGUUUGACCUGAGGACAGCUGUCCAGUGUGUGAAGAGACAGGGAGAAGUAGCAGGGAGGCAUCUAACUGUGGUCGACACUCCAGGCUGGUGGGCUAAUCACCCCUUAGAGAAUACUCAUGAGCUGCUUAAACAGGAGAUUGUACUCAGUGUGUCUCUGUGUCCCCCAGGACCCCAUACAUUCCUCCUUGUCAUAGAUGUGGAUGACUCAUUCACUGAGGAAUACAGAAGAGCAGUAGAGGAACACCUGGGGCUUCUCAGUGAGAAAGUCUGGAGUCAUACAAUAGUGCUGUUUACCCAUGGGGACUUUCUAGGAGACACAGCCAUUGAUCAGCACAUUGAGAGAGAAGGGAAGGCCCUCCAAUGGCUUGUUGAGAAAUGUGGAAACAGGUAUCAUGUCUUCAACAAUAAAAACAGGGGUGACAGCACGCAGAUCACAGAGCUGCUGAAUAACAUAGAGGAGACUGUGGCAGGAAACAGAGGUGGACAUUAUGAGAUAAAAGGAGAAAUACUACUGGAGAUAGAAGAGAAACGGAAAGCAGAGGAAGAGCGCGCAAAACAGAGACUGAUGAAGGUUCAGGAACAGAGAAAGACCCUCAGAUUACUAAUGGGUGACUCCCUCCAUCUCUCAGAGUUAAGGAUUGUGCUGCUGGGGUACAGAGGAGGAUCUGGGAAGAGUUCAGCAGGAAACACCAUACUGGGCAGAGAGGCAUUUGACCUGAAGACAACUGCUCAGUGUGUGAAGAGACAGGGAGAAGUAGCAGGGAGGCAGGUCACUGUCAUCGACACUCCUGGCUGGUGGAAGAAUCUUCCUGUAGAAAGGACUCCUGAGCUGGUUAAACAGGAGAUUUUGCUCAGUGUGUCUCUGUGUCCCCCAGGACCCCACACUUUCCUCCUUGUCAUAUCAGUGGGGUUUUUAUAUACUGAGGAAGACAGAAGAGCAGUAGAGGAACACUUGACCCUUCUCUGUGAGACGGUCUGGAGUCACACUAUAGUGCUGUUUACCCGUGGGGACUGUCUAGGAGACACAACCAUUGAGCAGCACAUCGAGAGUGAAGGGGAGGCCCUCAAGUGGCUUGUUGAUAAAUGUGGGAACAGGUAUCAUAUCCUCAACAAUGAGAACAGAGGGGAUGUCACUCAGGUCACAGAACUGCUGGAGAAGAUAGAAGAGAUGGUGGCAGGAAACAGAGGAGGACAUUUUGAGAUAAAGAGGGAGCUACUAGAGAAGAUAGAAGUUUGGAGGAGAAAAAAGGAAGACAAAGCUAAAGAGCUGUGCAUGAGGGUCAAGAAACAGAGAGAGAUCCAUAGAACAUUUAUAGGUGACUCACUCCAUCUCUCAGAGCUGAGGAUUGUGCUGCUGGGAUCCAGAGAUGCUGGGAAGAGUUCAGCAGGAAACACCAUCCUGGGCAGAGAGGAGUUUGACCUGAGGACAGCCGCUCAGUGUUUGAAGAGACAGGGAGAAGUAGCAGGGAGGCAGGUCACUGUGGUUGACACUCCUGGCUGGUGUAAGAAUCUCCCUGUGGAGUACACUCCUGAGCUGGUUAAACAGGAGAUUGUGUUCAGUGCGUCUUUGUGUCCCCCAGGACCCCACACUCUCUUCCUGGUCAUUCGGGUGGAUGUUUCGUUCAAAGAAGAAGAGACAAAUGCUGCAGAGGACCACCUGGAGCUUCUCAGUGAGAGAGUCUGGAGUCACACUAUAGUGCUGUUCACCCAUGGGGACUGUCUGGGAGACACAACCAUUGAGCAUCAUAUUCAGAGAGAAGGGAAGGCCCUCCAGUGGCUUGUUGAGAAAUGUGGGAACAGAUUUCAUGUCCUCAACAAUAACAACAGUGGUGAUGCCACUCAGGUCACAGAGCUGCUGGAGAAGAUAGAUGAGUUGGUGGCAGCCAACAGUGGAGAUGUGUUUUACCCUGAAAGAGAUUGUAAAGAAGGAAUGAAUUUGAUACCUGAGGAGAUGUUUGAGAAACCAUCUUUGCCAUUAAAGGGAGCUCACAGCAUAUACCCUCUUCUUCUGAGUAUGAGUGGAGGCAGCAGACCCGAGACUGGAUAUGAUGGUUCAGACCAGAUGUCUGAGAUUGGAUCUGUAGCUGAAUCUCUGCUGAGGCUAGUGGUACCUGGAGAUGACAUAUCUGAUACCCAGUCUCUGAGAAGCUCUGUGUACAGCUCCCAGACAUCAGAACCAGUAUGUGAGCACAACUCUGGAUCAAAGAGUUCUAGAGAAAAAUCCAGCUUGGAUGUCAUGAGUUUUGUACUCAGAAGAAUCUUUUGUAGUCAGAAUAAUCCAUGCACCAGUGAUGCAUCAAACCAUGAAUCUGAACACCGCUCUACAUCUACACCAGCGGAACGUACACUUGCUGUUGUGACAAAAUUAACACCUGAAACAUCCAAAGGAUUUACAGAAACGUCAUGCAGGCUCCAGUGCUCCCAUGCAGGUCUGUUCCAGUGCAGUUUGACAGGGCUGGUGUUUCUGAUGAAGAGGGAGGGGGAAGUGCUGUACAGAACUGUCCAAUGGGAUGAGAAUCUCCUGCACUCCACAGGCCAGACUCCUGCAGGACCGCUGUUCAGUAUUGAGUGUCUUCAGGGGUCUGUCUGUCAGCUACAUCUCCCACACUGUGAGAUUCUCUCUGGAGAGGGUCUUGAUUCCCUGUCUGUGGCCCAUGUUACUGGUGACAGUGUGGAGGUUUUACCACCACUGAGGGUGACUGACACACACGUAGUGGUGAACAUCACAGACCUCUCCUUGUGGGGCCUGGUCAGAAUGUUUAGACCCUUCCUCUCGAUCAAGGGACAGGUGUUACCUUUCCUCCAAUCAUUCGGCCAUCCUCAGUCAGUUCUGAAUGUAAUCGUUCUGCCAUCGAAUGUGCCCCUUAAUGAGGUGAAGCAACAACAAACAGGGAACACUUACAUACCGGUCUGUUCGGACUGCACUCUAAGUCGAGGGGAAAAAUACAGUCUCUCCUGUGAUCUGAAGAAGAUACAGGACAUCUACCCUAAAGCUAAGCGUAUUCAGAUUUACUGGGACUAUGGUCCAAACUACCACCCCACCUUUCAGGUGUUCCUGAACCCGGACACAGAACAUGUAGAGCUGAAACUUCUGGAAAGAGGGGCUGAUGGAGAUGAGGUGUGGGCAGGACGUGUCCUUCUGCCAGGUGCUGUGUUAGUGGGAAGGGAUCAGGCUGAGAACAGCCACAGUGAUCCUGCAGAGAAGCAACUGCAUUCUGUACGAAAGGACUUUGUGGAUCGUGUGUCAAAGUCGGUUGUUGACGAUCUGCUGGAUGGACUUCUGCAACAGAAAGUGAUUAAUAACCAUGAAAUGGAGACAGUAAAAGUGAUCCCUGAGAGGGCAGAGAAGGCCCGGGAAGUCAUUGACAUGGUGCUGAGGAAAGGAGACGUUUCCUGUUUAAUAAUGAAAACCCUUCUGAUUGAACUGGACCCCUUCUUAUGCAAAACGCUUGGCUUCCACUGAAACAUGUUAGUGUGAGGCAUUGAUGAACAUGGCCAAUGAUGUCUGUGUUCAAUGAUACAAUUGGUCUGUAGUUUGCAUAUUGAGCUAAAUCUAUUUAGAUUAUUUUGGAAUUAGCGUAUUAGGCUGAUCACUUCUCUAUCAUUCAACAUAACCUCAAUAUACAAUGUAAUGGGCUUUCUUCAAUAAGCCCAACAUGUUGGAUUUCAGGUUACAGUGUGAAUAGUGUAUAUUGUGUCAAGUUGAAUCAUUAUAAAUUCACAGAUGAAUUGCACUUUAUUUUUGUUUUGUCUGUAUUUGAUAUGUCCUUUCUGUGCUUGAUGACAUACAGUAUUUUAAUAUAGAGCCACAAACCAUCUCAUUUUAUUGUACUGGACAGUCGACUUCUCAUUCCACUAUAACAUGUAAUGUAAACUAGUGCCAGUACCGUACAGUCACAAAUUCCAUGACAUGAUAAUCACCUCCAUGAUAAUGAUUUGAUAUGAUUGAUAUUUUAAUAACAAUAGCUAUCAUUUUGACUGUACAUAGCAAUUAAGUAAAAUAAUGAUGACUAUUUUGAAAAAAUAGAGGGUUAUUGAACUUGUAUCAAAAAAUAUAUUUAUAAUUAUUAGAUUGUAAUUGAUUUGAUUAUCUCUGUAUUCCUUUCCUUUGUUUUCAAAUAAUAAUAAAUAAAGAAGAUAUUAAACCUA